AUGUCGUCUUCAUUUCUUCCCGCUGGAAGAAAUGUACAAAUAAAAUUUAAUCCAGACAAUCGCAAUUCUGAUGUCCUCAUUAACUCACUAUCAGAUAAAGCUGUUUCUAAAACUACACCACCAGCCAUAAUCCCUUCAACAACUGAAUCACAUGCCUCACAUUCAUUCAAAUUUACUGGCAGUCAUGCUUUUGCUCAUAAAAGUCAGAAGUUACUGUCGCUUUUAAGAGAUACAAAGUCCAUUUUGGGGAGCUACCGCGAGGUAAAUAAAGAAAAAUGGCACAUUCAGUAUCCAUUUAUUCGAUUUAAAGCUCAAUCUUCAACUGAACGAAUUUUUCCGAAAGACGAUAAUAACUUGAGAUCUAUCAGUGAACGGAUAACAAUGAAAGCUGAGCCACUUAAUAAAUUCCGUGAACAAAUUCGAGCGAAAUUGCAUGCUCCUGAACCCGAUAUGUCUUCGUCACAGGAAUCUAUUAAUAAACUUAAUGUUCUAAAUUUGGACCUGAAAAAAGGUGAUAGAUCGUCUGCGGAAAAUGUAGUAGAAAAAUUGGAUAAAAGUUCUGUUGCUACUUUAUUAGAUGAAAGAAUAAUUCAAAGUAUUAAGAGGAUCGAAAAUCUCUCUUCACGAGUUGCCGAUACAAGCUCUAAAGUUUUAGUCGCUGGUGAUGUCAAUGCAGGAAAGAGCACAUUUGUUAACGCUCUUCUUCGCCGUGAAAUUAUGCCGGUAGAUCAACAACCUUGUACAACAAUUUUCUGUGAAGUUUUAAAUGUACAAGAAAAUUCGAACAAAGAAGAAAUUCAUGCAAUUAAGAAUAUCGAGGCAUAUAAUCGUGAAGAUAAGAAUACCUAUACAAAAAUUGAUUUUGUGAAUUUAUUUGAUACAAUUAGUGGUGGUACUGAGGAAUAUACCCAACUCAAAGUUUAUUGUAAAGACAAACGAAAGGCUCAACAGAGUCUUUUGCAUAACGGAGUUGUUGAUAUUGCGUUAAUUGACUGUCCAGGGUUGAAUCGUGAUACUCUCAAGACUACUGCUUUGUUUGCUCGACAGGAAGAAAUUGAUGUUAUUGUCUUUGUAGUUAGCGCUGAGAAUCAUUUUACUUUAUCUGCAAAAGAAUUUUUGUCAAAUGCAUCUAAUGAAAAAGCCUAUUUGUUCAUUGUUGUAAACCGCUUUGACAACAUCCGAGAUAAAAACAAAUGCAAACGUAAUAUCUUGGAACAAAUAAAAGAAGUUUCGCCACGAACUCACGAACAUUCUGAAGAUCUUGUGCAUUUUGUAACUUCGACAGCCAUUCCGAUUGAAACUGAUAAUGAUGAAUCUAUUUCGGAAUCUCCUGCCUCUCCACACACCUCUGAUAGACAAAGAAUAGAAGACUUUCAAAGCCUUGAAGAAUCAUUGAGAAAUUUCAUUCUUAAAAAGCGAUCCAAGUCUAAAUUGGCCCCCGCUCAGUAUUAUCUUGAGAAUCUUGUCAGUGAUAUUGGAGUUUUGGCCGAAUUUAAUAGAAGUAUCGCAUCAAUUGAAGCGAAAACUGCCUUGAAGGAACUUCAAGAUGGCGAAAGAUCCUUUGAACAGUUAUGCAAUGAUGAAAAGUAUAUCGGUGCAAAAGCAGAAAAGUAUGUCGAAGAGACAUGCGAUCUUAUUGUUCGUUUCACUAAACAGCGAUUGGAACACGCAAUUUCCGAAAUUGAUAAAUCGGUUAUCAACAUUGAAUAUCCUGGUUUAGUAUAUGCGUGGGCUUUUGCUAAUGAUGUUCGUGAUAUUAUGUUAGAUGAAAUCUCGAAAGAGGUUCGAUUAUCUGAAGAAUUUGCAAAGAAAGAAACAGCUCUUUGUAUUAGUAAAAUUCAAUCUUCGGGAGAAAAUUUGGAAGGAAAUCAACGUCAAAUUAAACUUGAUAAAAUGUAUAAACGUGAUCAUAAUAUUAUUAGCAAUGCCAUUACUGUCUCAUUGUCCGAUUUCGUUGACCUUAAUUUUGAUAAAAACGUGAAUGAUGGUUUGAGUAUUAUCGGUUUCUCAGGAUGUACUUUAAUUGCAGUUGCUACCAGAUUGGACGCCUUUUCUAGUUUAUGGAAAAUUACCAAUUUUAUUGGUUUCAAUAACUUGCGUAAAAUCGCCCUUCCAAUGAUUUUAAUUGCCGGAGGCAUUUCCGUUGCAUAUGUCAUACGUGAUUUGAAAAGAAGUUUAACCCGUAACUUGGCUCGAAAAAUCCAACAACAAUUGGCACAAUCUCAAUACGUCGAUAUCGAGACUAAUCGUAUUGUUAGACAAGGACGUAAGAAGUUGCGUUUGGCUACAGAUGACUUGCGCACGAGAUUCCGACAUGCCGUCGAGGAAGAAGAGAAAAAACGUAUUGUCACCAAAUCUAUUCUCGCAAAGUCAGAAGAAGCAGCCAGAUUUUUUGAAGAAAUCUUUAGUAAAGUAGAAUCAAUGGCUGAUACCUUAGAAACUCUCGGUCAUGAAUGGGAGGAUAUGGAUGAUUAA
Molecule: messenger RNA, 2475 nt
Organism: Diversispora eburnea
Lineage: Eukaryota; Fungi; Glomeromycota; Glomeromycetes; Diversisporales; Diversisporaceae
Source: the annotation of a GenBank genome assembly